Molecule: messenger RNA, 2322 nt
Organism: Bacillus rossius redtenbacheri
Lineage: Eukaryota; Metazoa; Arthropoda; Insecta; Phasmatodea; Bacillidae
Product: rho GTPase-activating protein 17-like
Exons: 1
Coding region: 1-2322 (773 amino acids)
Cellular component (GO): plasma membrane
Molecular function (GO): nucleic acid binding; zinc ion binding
Source: RefSeq, a predicted model, not a curated record
AUGGCUGAUCGUUCUUCGAGUUCUCGCCCGCCUGUUGGUCGGUCAAUUGACCCUCGCAUCCGCAAGACCUACCUGAAAUGUUCGCCCGACGCAGCUGGUCAGAGGCGCACGCUGACGCGGCCGCGCAGCACUGCCCCUCCGCGGCGCGCUUCUGUGUCCAGCUCGAGGCCUGAUGUUCCUGUGGUGCUAGCUGUCCCCCCUUCUGUCGCCCGUGUUGCCGCUCCUUCCAGUUACGCUGGUCCUGCUGCCACGACUGCGCUGACCGUGCUGGCGUCACUCACCACCACCACGACCACGACUACCACCUGUUCGUCGCCGCUGUCUGCUUCGCGGGUCACGGCGGCGCUCUUGCCCAUGUCUGAAGAGCUGUGGACUCUGACGGCGGGCAACCUGUCUGACUCUGACUCUUCGCAGCACUCAGGGCAGCGGACCCCCAGCUCUGCAGGCCGCUCUUCGCCCUCCGGCUCGCAGCACAGUCAGGCUGAUGUGCUGCUGUCGCAGGCUAUUGGCCCUCUUCAUCGCCCCGCUGCGGUGCCGCCCCCUGCUGCGGCCUCUCCUCCGCCUGCGGCGCUGAGCUAUUCGCCUGGUCCUGUGCUGCCCCAGGGGUUCCUCGCGGGCAUUCCGCGAGCUGAGCACGCCGUGGUGGACGUGUCUGACUUCGGCCUCACCCCGCCUGCUGCGCCCAUUGUCACGCUGGCUGCUCCAGUGCCUCGUCCUGAGCCUUCUGCGUCGCCGGCAGCUUCCGCGGCUAGUGCUGCUCCUUCAGUGGUGCUCAGCUCUACUCCCGCCUCUGAGGCCGACUCGGACGCCGGACGCGUCCGUCUGGGCAAGCGGCGCACGGAGCCCGCCCCUGCCAAAUUUUCCUGGGCUGAGGACCCCAUUGUCGAGUCGCUGCCUCUCGCCGCGGCUGCUGCGCCGCCGUCCAGCCCGCCUAGUGACCCGCCUCCGAAGAUGCAGCGCGGCAAGGUCGGUCCCCGGCACCACGCCAAGAAUUCCGGUCGCAGUGCCUCGCCGCCCCUCAUGGCGCCGCCUCCUCCUGUGUCGGACCGUGCCACGCCGUCUUCUGCACCUGCCGCUGGUGGGGCCGGCCGCAGUUCGAGUCGCUCGUCUUCUCGCUCCUCUUCCGUUCGCGGCCGCCGUCACCAGUCUUCGCCCCGUGGUCGUGGGCCCCUGCACUCCUCCCAGGAGGCUGGCCCCUCGACUCGAGCGCCUGCGCCGCUCUCGUCUGCGCCCAUGCCGGACUCUGCUGCUCCUGGGUCCCGGCAGUCAGCCAAGUCCAAGAAGCCGCCUUUGAUUGUGUGCCGUGGUGGGCUCUCCCCGUCUGCGCUCAAGGACAUGGCGUCGUUGCGCGCGCAGUUCACCGCUGACUUCAAGGCGACGCAUUACGCGGGUUCCUCGACGUUCCAAAUGGCGAACAAGGAUGAUCACUUCCGCAUGUGCCAACACUUGCGUGCUCUGGGCAAGCGCUUUCACACCUGGACUUGCGCCGAAGAUCGCAAUGCCCGUGUCAUCCUCCGUCGGCUGCACAUUGAUACGCCCACCGAGGAUAUUUCGGACGCUUUGAAUGAGCGCGACAUCCCGCACCACUCGGUGGUCCGCCUGCAGUCGCGCCAGGAAUUUCCUGAGCCACUGCCUCUGUUCCUGGUUGUGCUGCAGGGCAUGGGCCCGCUCCACAAGGCCCUCCAACUUACCAACCUGUGUGGAGUCGGCGUCACUGUGGAACCGUUCCGUGGGGGUGGUCGCCUCGUACAAUGUUUUCGGUGCCAGCACUUUGGCCACACAACCCACGGCUGUGAUGAGGCCCUGCGCUGCGUGCGCUGCGGUGACGCACAUGCUUCCCGGGACUGUCAGCGCCCUGCUUCCGAGCCCGCGACGUGCUGCAACUGUGGCGGAGACCAUCCGGCCAACUACUCCAAAUGCCCUCACCGCCUCCGCAAGCUGGCGUCUCUGGAACAGCGGAAGGAACAGCAGCAGGCCCGCCGUCCCGCGCAGGCGCCUCCCCCCUCUACCUUUAGUGGUGGCCGUCGUGUCGCGGGCACCUCUUUCGCUGCGGCUGUCUCGGGGCCCCCGCCUACUUCUUCUGCCCACCGGCCCACUCCUGCGGAGGAUCCGCCUACUGCUGACGUCCUGCGGGAGCUGCUCGACAUGCUCCGCAGCUUGGAUGUCUGCUCUUGGCUCCGCAAGCUCGCCGCUCACGUCCGCUCCUUUCUCCAGGCGCCCACCUUGUCUGCGAAGUUUGAGGUCUUGCUGCUGGCGUCCGCCGAUCUGCUUGCUGCGUCGUCUGGUGCUGCCGCUCCUCCCGCUGCUUCUGCUCGCCGAUGA